AUGGUCUCUGUGAGUUGCCAGGAGCUGCUACCCUCCUUAACCAGCUCUUCCCUGCUGGAGAGCUUUGCCAGCGCUCUGCAACGCAGCAUGCCGCCAUCCCUUCUGCCGGGGCACGGCAGCGAGAGGGCGUCCGGCCACCCAGAAGGCUCUGGCCAUCUCCUCGCAGGCAGCACCAGCCACUCCGAAGGCAUCCCGCUCCCCCUGUCCGGUGCAAAGGAGGAAGACGCAAAACCCCAAGUCACCGUCUGCGAGGCUCACCUCAGGCUGCCUGACUUCUGCAGCAGCCUCUCCCAGGACUUCAUUCCCACCCUGGAGGAGAUUGAGGAGUUCCUAAGGGAGAAGGCCGAGUUCCUCAAAGACGAAGCAAGCGAGCUUCGCCCAGCUGGAGGGAAGGUCGAGAUCAGAUCUGAGAUCAGCUUAGGUAGCUCUGGGGGACAGCCUGUCUCCAGUGGGGUUCAAGAAGAUGUCUCAAACGCUGCUCAGCCUGGAGGGACAGCCGAUGGUAGUGACCAGGCAGUAGCCACUGGGAGCAUUCCUGUUGUCCUCCAGAUCCAGCCUCUCCAGAUGGACAGUGGCAGCCCGCUAGCACAGGGUGCUACAGGUGGUGUCAGGGUGGCCCAGCUGGUUAUCAGCUUGCAGGGCCCAAACCUGUCCCUCCUCCCUCCGGUCCAGCCCCCUGUGACCAUCAUGGACCAAAAGUAUGUCAAAAUUGCCCCCCUGCCAGUCGCCAUGAGGCCAGGGGCGCCGGGGGAUUUGCAAGAGCUGGAGGCAACCCCCAAGUAUCAGAAAGCCGCCCCUUCCCUCGUCCGCGUCCAUAAGUGCUCGCACCCGGGCUGCGGCAAGAUGUACACCAAGAGUUCCCACCUCAAGGCUCACUUCCGUCGGCACACCGGCGAGAAACCCUACACUUGUGCUUGGCCCAACUGUGGCUGGCGGUUUUCCCGGUCGGAUGAGCUCUCCCGUCACAAGCGCUCCCACUCUGGUGUCAAGCCGUACCAGUGUGCCGCCUGCGAGAAGAAGUUUGCCCGCAGUGACCAUUUAGCCAAACACGUGAAGAUCCACCGGGGCCAGCCGUACGGCCAGCGGACACUUCAGGGCGGCAGCAGAAGUUAA
Molecule: messenger RNA, 1113 nt
Organism: Gymnogyps californianus (California condor)
Lineage: Eukaryota; Metazoa; Chordata; Aves; Accipitriformes; Cathartidae
Product: Krueppel-like factor 15
Exons: 2
Coding region: 1-1113 (370 amino acids)
Biological process (GO): regulation of transcription by RNA polymerase II
Molecular function (GO): DNA-binding transcription factor activity, RNA polymerase II-specific; RNA polymerase II cis-regulatory region sequence-specific DNA binding
Source: RefSeq, a predicted model, not a curated record